Messenger RNA from Oryzias latipes (Japanese medaka), 1748 nucleotides. RefSeq lists its product as uncharacterized. The record is from RefSeq and is a predicted model, not a curated record. NCBI's taxonomy places the organism in Eukaryota, Metazoa, Chordata, Actinopteri, Beloniformes, Adrianichthyidae.
UGACUUUGUGGAAAAAACAUUUGCAAUUUAUCCCAUGUGUGUGCACAUUUUGGUGACUUUCCGAGCAUGCGGCGGGGGUCACAUUUUCGCUGAAAGGCAGCAUAGUCGUUCAAACUGCAAAAACAAUACGGUCCCUGCAGUCAGUGACUGCUGCUGGGGGCCAUAAUAAACAGUAAUGAACAAUGAGGUUGUGCAAGGGUGUGCAAGGUGCAGUUUGUUGGUCCAGACUCCUGUCAGCUGUUAAGAAGCCUGAUGGCAGAGGGAAAGAAAGAGUUCCUGAGUCUGGUGGUCCUGCACUUCACACUCCUGUACCACCGUCCUGAGGGGAGUAGAGUGAACAGACCUCGUUGUGGGUGGGUGGGGUCCUUGAUGAUGGAGGCAGCUCUUCUGCAGAUCCUUCAUUUGUAGAUGCUCUGCAGCAAGGGCAGAGGAGUCCUGGUGAUCUUGGACGCAGUUUUCGCCACUCUCUGCAGGCGGCCCAUGGCGGUAGAGCUGCCGUACCACACUGUGAUGCAGCUGGUCAGGAUGGACUCAAACAAGCAGCUGUAGAAGUUGCUGAGGAUCUUUGGGAUGUGCCAAACCUCCUCAGCCUCCUCUGAAAGUACAGCCGCUGAUGAGCUUUCUUCACCAUCUGUGUGGUGUUGAGUGUCCAGGUGAGGUCCUGGCUGAGGUGGACCCCCAUAUAUUUGAAGCUGCUCACUCUCUCCUCUUCCAGACCCCAGAUAAGAAGCGGCUGAUCAGGGUUCCUCCUCUCCUUCCUCAUGUCCACUAUCAUCUCCUUUGUCUUGUCUGUGUUGAGCGUGAGGUUGUUGUCCUCACACCAAGUCACCAGACUGGCCACCUCCCUCCUGUAGGCUGCUUCGCCCCUGCCAGUGACGCGUCCUAUCACAGCAGUGUCAUCAGCAAACUUCAGGAUGAUGUUUUCCUGUUAAUUAAGACUUUUGUAGCCUCUGCAACAAAGGAACCCUUAAGAACGCCAACCAUAACCAGCACAUCAACCACAACCAGCACAACAACGCCAACCACAACCAGCACAACGCCAAGAACAACAACUCCAACCACAACCAGCACAACAAUGCCAACCACAACCAGCACAACAACGCCAACCACAACCAGCACAACAACGCCAACAACAACAACGCCAACCACAACCAGCACAACGCCAACAACAACAACUACAACCACAACCAGUACAACAAUGUCAACCACAACCAGUACAAAAACGGCAAUCAGCACAACGAAAACCCAAAACGAAGUCACAUUGCUUCCUUGGCUAAUUCUAGUGGGUGCACUGAUCUUCCUCAUCAUCAUCACCACUGCCUGCUUUACCUGGAGAAAAAAAUGUAAAAAACAAGAAGCAGGUGCAGAGUGUCACGUCUACGAUGAAGUAUCACACACAACAGGACUCCAGCCUGACAGCGAUUCUCCAUAUUCCUUAAUUGGUCCUAGCCGUCCCAGUCCUAUAUCUGGAACUAAUCAAGAUUUGUUGUAUUCCGUAAUUGGUCAGACUCCUUGUUUUGAAAAUAAUCAAGAUUCUCCAUAUUCCUUGAUUGGUCCCAGUCCUUGUUCUGGAAAUGAUGGGGGUUUGUCUUUUCCAGCCGACAGUACUUACUUUCUCUUGGAGAAACCCAAAGCCCCCACAAACCAUGAUGAGCAGCUGUAAAUAAUGUAAAUAAUGUGAUGAAAACAAUGUGUUUAGCAAAUGCAACAGAAAAGUCAGCUUUCAUUAAAAGGAGGUUUUAAAUUGG